AUGACGCCCGCGGCUCCCCGCGGCCCCCCACCCUCACCCCGGACCCCCACCCGCAGCCGGCCACACUGGAGCAGCUCCCAGCACAGCCUUACGCGCCCGACGCGCACCACCCGCGGCCCCAGCUUUCCGCCUGCACCCGCGAGGACGCGCGCGAGCACACGCGGCGCCCUGCCAGCCUUCAGGGCAGGUGGGGGACGCGGCACCGCGCCACGGGGAGGGUCCGCCUCCCCUUCCUCGCCCGGUGUCCUCUCAUCCUCCUGCCGCUCGUCAGGCCGGCCAGCCUCACAUCAGUCUCUCCGCCCCGGGAAGGCUCAGCCACUUUUCAUCGAGGACUCCACUUCUGGGGACACCCGGUUCGUUUGCCCACCAGGCCUAGGCUGCUCUCCAUGCUCCCCUAGCAACCUCUGCCUACGCCUCCUGCCCUCCUCCGACCCCUUUCCAGCCAAAGUCCCCCCGCCCCUUCAGAGAAGCAGCAUCAAAUUCCAGAAGUGGAGGCUUCAGCCUCCCGGCGAGGGUCCAGCCCCACAGUCUCCUGAGAGCCAUUGCGGCCAGGGACGGCCUCUGGACUGCCAGGCUGGGGUUGGGGACCCAGGGAACAUCAGUCUACUCAGGUGUGAGGGGGCAGGUCUGACCUGCCCCAAAGUUGGCUCCAUCCUGGACACCUUGGUGGGAGGCAGUGGGCAAGCGAUUUUGGAGAUGAGUGGGCAGGUGAUUCCGCCGGGGGGAUGGGGGCAAUGUGCUCCCCUGCACAUCUGGGGUGCAGAAAGCUCUUGCCUCCUAAAUUUGGGUGGAGCCUCUGUGGGAACCACAGGAAGUGUGUGGGCUGCCUUCCUGGGCAAGUAUUUCCCAGUGGGAAGUUGGAGGGGGCUUUAACAAAGUUUUACUCCCUCCCCUGUUCCCCUGAUCUAGUGCUCAGGACCCCGCCAUCAGGAAUUCCUUCCUGUCAUCUAACCUCACUCCUGCCUACUGCAGUUCCAGCCAACCUGCCCUUUCAUGAGUUCAGUGCAGGUGGAGAACGGUUGGUCACCAUCUUUGCACUGGCCCUUUGGAGAUUUGGGGACUCAGUUCUAGUGGUGUCACCCUCCCUGUCCUCCCGCCUGUGGGAGGGACGGAGGGCUGGCUCAGGCAUUGUCUCCCGCAGUGGGCAGAGAGAACAGAGGCAGGCUGACCAACAGACAGCUGGCACCUGGAGGCAGAAAGGCCCUUCUAACUUCCAGAUUGUGUGCUUGAGUGAUGGGUCCCCAGCCCAAGCCCACUCUUCCCUCAGCUCACCCUUCAGCCUGUUCCCUCUUGCCCCGACUCCAGCCUGUGCAGCUGCUCUGCUCCAGGAACGGAUAUGGGGACUCUUCCUGGGUUCUGGCUCCUGCAUAGCUCAUCCCACUUCAUCAUGAGCCUCAACUGCCUACAUCUGGGGCAAGCAGCACACCGGCUGCAGAUGGGACAGCCAGCCCUGCCUAUCUGGACAGGCCCCUUAGCCUCUGUCCCCUGGCCUAGGCUCUCUGUCCUUCCCUGAGUCACAGAGAGCAAGCCAAGAUAUCCAGGGAAAGAGGAAGAAAGGCCUUAGUGUGCCCCAGCGGUCUGGCUGCAUCCAGCCACCAUCACCCGGAAGGAUGCCCAUGAGGCAGCUGACCCCGAAAACAGCCUCCCCCUCAUGAAGAGUCAGCAGCUUGGGCAGCCACUUCCAGGCCAGGGUGGUGGCUUCUCUGCAGACCAGCUGAGGGGAGGACUCCUGGGUGGACAGCCUUUGACAUCCACCCCACGCUGAUGCAGAAGCACCCAGAACACUCAGGAAACUUCUCCGGACAGAGCCCUCCUUGUCAACUUGAGGCCCUCCCAAGACCCUCUACUGCCCUCUGAGUCCAGCAGAGGGGAUGGAGGAGGGGCCACUGCCUCCCACCUAGAGCUUCUCCGAAUGACAAUCAGCUCGUGCCAGGUGGGGACCAGGGCAUGACUCCUGGUGCCCAGGCCCUGGGCCUGCUCCUUGCCACCAACCGAACCGUGAAUGUAGGGCCCCCAGCGUCACCUCUGCCCCAGGACCAACAACACCCUGGUUUGUAGCUGGGAGGAAGAGGGGGGCCUGAGAGAGCCCCAGGUCCAUUCUACCCUCAGCUUCACUCAGCACUGGAGCUGGCAGAGACGCAAAACCCAUUCUGCCCUUGGGAUUCCAGACCUCCCUAGGGCUCCCAACUGACCUCAGGCCUCUGAGUCACUGAAUGUCACCAGACGAGGUAGGGGAGGGAAAGUGGGACAAUGGGGAGGGAGUCACCUAAGGUACUGCCUCUGUGCCUCUCCCCAGGAAGGAUCUAGGGCAGAGAAAGCCACAUCUCCCGGUGCCCCCAACCCCAGCUGCAGCCUCCUCCCCCUGAGCAUUCAUUCUCUCCACCAGGCCUCCAGGUCCUGAGCCCUUUCUCUGUAAAAGCAUCACACCACCUCCCUCAGCACUUCCCCAUCACAACAACCUAUGUCACUGAGUCAGAUGCAGGGUCUGCUCACCCAGACACAUGCCUUCCCUCCCCAGCCGCACCAUGCACGAAAGGGGCACAGUGGGGGCAGGGGGAUGUGCCCCAGGCUCCCCAUUCCCCAGCUCCUCACAGGGGCCUGGCUUGCCCAGUCUUCUCAACUCCAGGGACCAGCCCUGGUGGGCAUGGGGUGGGGAGCAGGGAGUUACCCUUCCCCUCCCUCGGGAAGCCACCUAAGAAUGUUUACAUGCCAAACAGAAUGUAACACCCCUCCCCAACCCCUUCCCAGUCACUGCAUGGCCUCUGCCCAUCCUGCGCCUGUCCACCCCGCCCCAACACCCUGGAAGCCGCUGUCAAUGAUUAGAUCGGGUCUCGGAAGGGAAGUAGCCAUCACACCAUUAAAAAGCCUGUGGACCUUU
Molecule: messenger RNA, 2878 nt
Organism: Saimiri boliviensis boliviensis (Bolivian squirrel monkey)
Lineage: Eukaryota; Metazoa; Chordata; Mammalia; Primates; Cebidae
Source: RefSeq, a predicted model, not a curated record